Molecule: messenger RNA, 2838 nt
Organism: Gadus morhua (Atlantic cod)
Lineage: Eukaryota; Metazoa; Chordata; Actinopteri; Gadiformes; Gadidae
Product: dual specificity tyrosine-phosphorylation-regulated kinase 1B
Exons: 7
Coding region: 1-2730 (909 amino acids)
Biological process (GO): peptidyl-threonine phosphorylation; peptidyl-serine phosphorylation
Cellular component (GO): cytoplasm; nucleus
Molecular function (GO): protein tyrosine kinase activity; protein serine/threonine kinase activity; ATP binding
Source: RefSeq, a predicted model, not a curated record
AUGAGAGAUCUGUUUUCCAACACCGAGGUGUACCACGUACUGGAGCAGAUCGGGAAAGGCACCUUCGGGACCGUAUCGAGAUGCUGGAGGAGCCGAGACGGAGCACUGGUGGCCGUCAAAAUGUUAAAAUUUGACCCGCAGAGGAACCGGGUGAUACGCAAUGAAUUGAAACUAAUACGCCUCGUUUGCAGAGAGGAUCUAUCAAACUGCCACAUCGUUCGCUUCUUUGAGGAGUUUCACGACCAAAGACACCACUAUCUGGUGUUUGAGUUGCUAGAGAUGAGUCUUCACCAGCUGCAGAAGAAGAAUGGAUUCAAACCCCUGAGCGUGCGCGUCAUCCGCGUCAUCACCGGCCAGAUGCUGAAAGCGCUGCAAAAGUUGAAGGAUCUUGCGAUCAUCCAUGCGGACUUGAAACCGGAGAAUGUCAUGCUCGUGGACCACAGCCGCUACCCGUUCAGAGUGAAGUUAAUAGACUUCGGCUCCGCCAGUAUCUUCAGUGAGGUGCGCUUUGUGAAAGCGCCGUACAUCCAAUCCAGGUACUACAGGGCCCCAGAGGUCCUGCUGGGCCUGCCCUUCAGUUGGAGGGUGGACAUGUGGUCCCUCGGCUGUGUGAUGUCAGAGCUCUACCUGGGCUGGCCCCUCUACCCCGGAGAUUCAGAGAUGGAGCAGGUGCGCUACAUCUGUGAGACACAGGGUCUGCCCCACGCCAGCCUGCUCUGCUCCGCCAGCAAGUCACACAUGUUCUUCAACCGUAUCAAGAACAGCAGCGGGGCCACUCAGUGGCAGCUGAAGACCAACCGGAAGUGCCUAGCUCCGUGGGAGGUCAGAGGUCAAGGUCAGGGCCCAGGGGAGGGCCUAGGCGGAGGAGGAGGAGGAGGAGGUCGGGAGAGGAGGAAGUACGUGCUGAGGUCUCUGGACCAGCUGAGUGACAUGAAGCCCAGGGAGCGAGAGGCGGAGCUACGCCCGGACGAGGCUGAGGCGGAGGAUACAGACCGUCACUGCAUGGUGAAUCUGCUCAAGAGGAUCCUGACCCUGGACUCCAACCUGAGGAUUUCCCCCAUGUCGGCACUCCGCCACCCUUUCCUCACCUUGGCGCACCUGUCCGGCGCCGCCCGGUUCAGCUGUUACCACCACAACGCCACACAGGCCAUGGAGCAGGCCAGCUUGGUUGAGACGGCGCCGGCUCAAAUCUCGAGACAGGUGCAGCCGCGACAACCCCCUCAACCUCCACGCCCUCAUACCCAGGGCGGCCUCAACGCCCGGCUCUGUUGCGCCAGGCCGCUGAGGGACGCCCACCUGCCUCGCCCUGGUCCUCCAGCCUCCCCCGCCGGGUCCUCAUGUCCCCCAUGCGAGGCGCUCAGCGACGGGCUGCUGACCCAACAGUUCGACGAGCCGUCCUUCAUGAGUGACUGUCAGAAUUUGGACCGUCCCACAGAAGCUCAGAACCCAUGGGAACGACAAGUCGCCGUCCGGUCUUCCCUGGCUGACUCUGGAGCGUCCAACCGCGACCCGAAGGGAUCAGACACUCUCAGCGCCCCCAGGGCAUCAGGUCUGGCGGGGGUCCCGUCCCGCGGCCGUGUUCCCCGCCCGUGCGGGUGUUCCACGGGGGAAUCCCCCAGCCGGCCCUACCAGCUCUUCCCCGCUGCGGCAGCCCGGAGCUCCCCCACCCAGCGCCAGGGCUGUCGUCCUGGGCCCGACGUACGCACUGCGACCUGGACCCCACACACCCCCUUACAUCAGGCCGUCGCGUACCAGGUCCUUUCGUAUUCCCUGCCACACCCGACGGACCCCCCUCAUCAGCCCCCCCGAUCCCUCCACCAUCCCCAGCACCGGCACCCGGGAGCGGGCUCGCAUCAGUUCCCCCAGGGCGAGUGGCGAUUCCCGGGCCCGCUUGGCGGAGGGGGACCCCGGACGAACGGCCCGCCGUCUUCCUUCCAACCAAACACAAGUACGGCGGGACGCCACUGCUUCCAGCCCCCGGCCCGCUCCUCCUGGUCCGACCCGUACCUCUGCGGGCUAGGUCGGGGCCCCAGGUGGCCCGAGGGGCACCGGGAAGCUUCUCCCCCACUUCCCCUUCUCUGCAGUUCCUGCACCAGGGAGACUCUGUGUACCCCGACCCCGGUCGCACUGCACCCCCAGACCCACACCGGAAUGGGUCGGAAUGAGUUCCUGACCCAGGAUCGGAAUGAGAUCUCGUCCGAGGACCGGAACGAGGUCAAGACCAAGGACAAGCAUGAGGUCCAAAUUCCGGUCGCAGUAAAACAAAUGAUUGAUGUCCAGACCCAGACCAUGGAGCCAGAGCAGUAUGAGGUCCACACCCAGCCCCAGCCUGAGCUCCAGGCCAAACCCCUGCUACAGCAUCAACCCCAGGCACCGUCCCUCACAGGGCCUCCAUCAGACCUCCACCCUGAUCUGGGUCAGCCGGGCCCCGGCCCGGGCUUCCAGGCAGAGAACCAGCCUCAGGAGUCCAGGGUCCAACCCCAAGAGGGCCCUUACCUGACCAGGGACGACACCAAAGACCAGGGAGCAGAGACAGACGACCACCAGCCUCCGAGCAAUGAGGCUUCAGUCCUGUGUGGAUCCGAGGGGGGCAGUACCUUCCAUCCUGGCCAGCACUGGAAGAGUCCCCUGGCCGGGUGUAAGAUCCUGAUAUCAGGCCCUUCCUCGGGGUCUCACCUCCAGCACCCACUUCACCACUCAUGGUCCAGCCCAGAGAAGGGUGGGGUAUGAGGGAGACUAUGGUGGGACAGCCCAAUGACGGCUGACUUCAAAACAACAGACUGUUGAAAGUCGAGGAGAAACGAGAAAGAGUGAGCUUUAAGCCACAUCUUUUGUAAU